Messenger RNA from Amphiprion ocellaris (clown anemonefish), 1731 nucleotides. RefSeq names its product trace amine-associated receptor 13c-like. NCBI's taxonomy places the organism in Eukaryota, Metazoa, Chordata, Actinopteri, Pomacentridae. The transcript is spliced from 2 exons. Gene Ontology annotation, cellular component: membrane. Gene Ontology annotation, molecular function: trace-amine receptor activity. The record is from RefSeq and is a predicted model, not a curated record. Bases 35 to 1012 code for a protein of 325 amino acids. Gene Ontology annotation, biological process: G protein-coupled receptor signaling pathway.
UGUCUGCUCAGACCUGAAGUCAGUGUCUGUAAAGAUGGUGGAGACACUGGAGAGAGCUGCUCUCUGCAUCCCCCACCUCAACGCCUCCUGUCAGGUGAUGCCUGCUCCUCCCAAAGUGACGCUGAUCAAAUCUGUACUGUGCUGCAUCGCUCUGCUCACUGUGAUACUCAACUUGCUGGUUGUCAUCUCCAUCUCCCACUUCAGGCAGCUCCACACACCCACAAACUUCCUCAUCCUCUCCCUGGCUGUGUCUGAUUUGCUUGUGGGUGCCACAGUGAUGCCGAUCGCAGUCCACCUGCAGUUCUGCCGGUUUACGAGUAAAAUCACAUGUGAUCUUUUCUGCCUGCUGUCCUUCAUCCUCACCUCUGCCUCUGUGGGAAGCAUGGUUCUCAUAUCAGUGGACCGUUAUGUGGCGAUAUGUAAACCUCUGCUCUAUUCCUCCCUGAUAACAAUAAGCAGAGUUACAAUCUGUGUGUGUCUCUGUUGGAUCUGCUCUGUUUUUUACUGCUUUGUCAUCCUGAAAGACUACUUCACACUAACAGAUAUGUCCAAUUCCUGCUAUCAAAAAUGUGCAAUUAAGAUACAUUUCAUUUCAGGGGCAGUAGACCUGAUUGUCACCUUUGUUGUCCCUGUUGUUGUAAUCAUAGUUCUCUAUAUGAGAGUGUUUGUGGUGGCUGUGUCACAUGCACGUGUAAUACGAUCUCAGAUUGGAUCUGUCAACUCAAAAGCAGUAGUUAUUAAGAAAUCUGAGCUGAGGGCAGCCACAUCUCUUGGAAUUGUCCUUCUUAUAUUUGUAUUGUGUAUUGUUCCAUAUUACUUAAUUUCUCUGGCAGAACCAGACAGUUUCAGUACUAAUCCAUCACCUCAAAACUGGGUGUUCUGUUGUAACUCCACUUUCAAUCCUCUGAUCUAUGCCUUGUUCUACCCCUGGUUCAGGAGAGCUGUUUCAUUCACUGUCAGUCUUCAGAUACUGCAGGCCAGCUCUCGUGACACCAGAAUAAUGAAGAGUUAAGCAACACAUUGUUCAUUAACUGUCUUAUGUGAUAAAGAUGAACUCAGUCUAAUUGAAGGUGAAGUAAACUCCUCAGUUUUACUGCCAGGCCUCAACACAUUUUAAUGAACAAAGUAAAAAGUUGAACAUAGUUGAUCUUUUACUUUGGUAGGACAGUAGAGAAAAAUAUAUGCAGAAUUUAAGCUGCUACACUUUCAAAACAAACUGUCAAAGCUCUUUCCCUACAUGUGUCCCUUCAGUGUUACAUUACAGUAGAAUUAAACUGUAAUGUUUGAAAGAAAGUAAUCAUGAAAGGUGUACAUUUGUGUUUACAUGAUUCAACAUACGUCUGUUGCCCCGUCCAAAUCAGGUAUGUAAGGUUUUAUUUUCGAUGUCUUAAUUGUUGUAAAUAAUAUUGUGCUUUAUUUAAUAACCAGCUGUAUUGUGCGUUCAUUCUGCUGAAGAAAGAACAUGAAACUCUUCAUGUUAAGGUCUUAAAAAGCAAAAAAUCAUAUUUACAAAAAGUGUGCAGAUACUCUGUGCUGUGUUCUACAGCAGCUUUUUGGUGUUUUAACAGGCUGCUGUAGAUUGUAUGAUGAGAUUCUUAUGAUAAAAGACAAAUCAGUAAUGAGCAUUUAGUUUGCAUAGUUCAGUCUGUUUAAACAUCUGACUGAAAAUCAUUCUGCAUGAUAUAAAGUUUAUGUCUAUAUUUAAUAAAAGAACUUUUGCGUGACUUUAAA